Molecule: messenger RNA, 2937 nt
Organism: Spodoptera exigua (beet armyworm)
Lineage: Eukaryota; Metazoa; Arthropoda; Insecta; Lepidoptera; Noctuidae
Source: the annotation of a GenBank genome assembly
CGAACUGUCAAAUAGGAAACAUGUCGCAUAGCUAACGGGUCGACGCGGUCGCUUGUUUUCUUUGCAAUUUUGCGCGUCGCGAACAUGGCACGAGUGUUAAAUAUAGUGCGGACUUGUGGUUUACUAACGUAUUUAUUUUUCUAUGUGCACGCAGUUGACAAUAAUGUCUCGGAACCACGGAUAAUAUCGUUAAAACUGGAGAGUAAAAAAUGUGACAAUGUAAAUUGUAAAUAUUUACUUAAUAUUAAGGGUGGCGAGUUUUUGGGGCAUUAUUCGUGGCGUUUGACCCCAGUGGAAGGUUCAGGGGGUGGUGAAUGUGACGUCAUAUUUCCUGAUUAUGAGUUAAAAGAGGUUUUAACGACGGAGUGGACGACGAAACUUGAGAUUGUGUUACCUAUGGUUGUAGAUCAAAAAGCAUAUUUUUGUGUUUACAAAAAUAAUGUGAAGAACAGCCCGUUUGGUGGGCGGUGGGUGCACCAGGGAGCGGAGCACUAUUUGGACGUUAGAGAGAAUUUACAAACAAAACCGCAAACCACAACAGAAGUGAAACAAAAAUCACAAUGGGUAGACAUGACGCACGACACAGACGUGAACCAUCUCAAAAAGACUCCAGAAUUAACAAGAGAAGAAAGAGAAAACGUAGAAGUUCUAUACAACAACAAAUAUGUCCCCCUAGCUGAUUUGGAGCAGAAGAAAAAUACAGGAGAAUUUGAAACAGAGGAAUUAGGACUUUUCAAUGACAAUUCUAUUGAAAGAUUUAAGAGAGGAGCAAAGAAUCCGACCACGAUACGGCCUCCAGAAGACUCCAGAACUUCACCAGAAGGCGUGACCAGCAGAAAAGAAAGGGACGUUACAAUGCCUGUAUCGGAUUUUGUCAGUGUAAGGGGUGAUCCUUCCAUCGUGAAUAUUGAAGGAUUAAGGAUUGAGAACUCCGACAAGGAGCCGAGGAUUAUUGAAGAAGGUAUACCAAGCGUUCUGGCUGAUUCCAGAGUAACUUUAAGAUUAUUCGGUGACGGGCUCACAUCAAGAACCGUGAUAGCGUUCACACACGAGACGCAAAUAGGUGGACAGCCCUGCAAGUUUCUACUCAAGGGAGAAUACAUGGUAAAAGAAGGUACACUGCGCCCUCGGACCGCUCUCUUCGACAUAGUAGCGCCAGCGCCGAUCACAGACUCCAAGCUCUACAUCUGUGCUAAAAACCUCAGGGCUGGAGUAGAUGAUCCCUUUCAGGAUGAGGAGAAAUAUCUGCAUCAAGGAACGGAAGUGUACAAGAUGAUAGCGUCACACAAUACUCUGCUCCCGCUCUGGGUGUCCCUGACCCUCAUCUUGACCUGUCUCACUUUCUCCGCCCUGUUCUCCGGCCUCAACCUUGGAUUGAUGUCUCUGGACAGGACAGAGUUGAAGAUUAUUUCUAAUACCGGCACGGAACAAGAGCGCAAAUACGCUCGAGCCAUCAUGCCAGUCCGUGACCAUGGCAACUACCUUCUCUGCAGCAUACUCCUCGGCAAUGUAGCAGUCAAUUCCACCUUCACCAUACUUCUGGAUGAACUGACUUCUGGACUCUUCGCUGUGAUAUUCUCCACCUUAUCCAUUGUGCUUCUGGGUGAGAUUACUCCUCAGGCGAUAUGCUCAAGGCAUGGACUUAUGAUUGGAGCGAAGAGUAUCAUGAUUACCAAGGCAGUGAUGGCACUCACAGCGCCUCUGGCGUUUCCUGUUAGUAAAUUAUUGGACUACUUCUUGGGUGAGGAAAUUGGAAGCGUCUACAAUAGGGAGAGGCUCAAGGAGCUGGUCAAGGUCACCACAGACGUCAAUGACCUCGACAAGGACGAGGUGAACAUCAUCUCCGGAGCUCUGGAGCUCCGUAAGAAGACAGUUUCCGAUGUGAUGACCAAGCUGGAAGAUGUCUUCAUGUUGCCCAUCAGCUCCGUUUUGGAUUUCGAGACCAUGUCGGAAAUUGUCAAGUCGGGCUACUCCCGUAUCCCAGUGUACGAGGGUACGCGCGGCAACAUAGUGACGGUCCUCUUCAUCAAGGACCUGGCCUUCGUGGACCCUGACGACAACACGCCUCUGCGCACUCUCUGCCAGUACUACCAGAACCCCUGCAACUUCGUCUUCGAAGAUGUCACUCUUGAUGUUAUGUUUAAACAGUUUAAGGAAGGACAUAAAGGCCACAUGGCGUUUGUCCACCGUAUCAACAAUGAAGGCGAAGGAGACCCCUUCUACGAGACCAUGGGAUUGGUGACUCUAGAAGACGUUAUCGAAGAAAUGAUUCAAGCAGAAAUCGUUGAUGAGACCGACGUCUUUUUGGACAACAGGUCCAAGCGGCGUCGCAACAAGCCCAUGAACAAGCUUCAAGAUUUCACCGCGUUUGCUGAACGACACGAAAACCAAAGAAUACAUAUAUCACCACAACUUACUCUAGCUACCUUCCAGUUUUUGAGUACCAGUGUCGACGCGUUCCGUCCAGACACUGUAUCUGAGACGGUACUCCGUCGUCUUCUCAAGCAGGACGUGAUACAGCACAUCAAGAUUAAAGGAAAGACCAAGAAGGAUCCGAGCACUUACGUCUUCCAGCAGGGGAAACCGGUGGACUACUUCGUGCUGAUCCUGGAAGGUCGUGUGGAGGUGACGGUGGGCCGGGAGAACUUGGUCUUCGAGGCAGGACCCUUCACCUACUUCGGAGUACAGGCGCUCACACAGAACGUUGGAGUCGCGGAAUCCCCAACCCCUUCGGCGAUGGGUUCCCUCCAGAAUAUAAACAUGGACUCCAUGCUGCGUCAUACCUUCGUGCCUGACUACUCAGUCAGGGCUGUGGCAGAACUCUUUUAUUUAACUGUCAAACGCUCGCCGCCCGACCAGAACCAGGCCCGAGUGUACGGCGUAGCGUUCCGCGCGCGCCUCAAAGAGCCAAUAGACCACCACAGACGGGGCCUAUAG